Molecule: messenger RNA, 1381 nt
Organism: Cyprinodon tularosa
Lineage: Eukaryota; Metazoa; Chordata; Actinopteri; Cyprinodontiformes; Cyprinodontidae
Product: 3-keto-steroid reductase/17-beta-hydroxysteroid dehydrogenase 7-like
Exons: 9
Coding region: 197-1234 (345 amino acids)
Biological process (GO): cholesterol biosynthetic process
Cellular component (GO): endoplasmic reticulum membrane
Molecular function (GO): 5-alpha-androstane-3-beta,17-beta-diol dehydrogenase (NADP+) activity; 3-beta-hydroxysteroid 3-dehydrogenase (NADP+) activity; estradiol 17-beta-dehydrogenase [NAD(P)+] activity
Source: RefSeq, a predicted model, not a curated record
UUUUGGACUUGCCGUAGCGGUAGCUGAUUGGUUGGCUGUCUGUUGACAUCCAAUCAUACCACGGUUUAUACCGCUGCAUAUCCUCUGUGAGGAAUCGGACGAUGGGCUGUCCAGCUGCUCACACAGUGAAUAAACACAAACUGUAGGAGCUUCCCCCCAUUUUUUUUCUCUCUUUUAUCUUCAAAUUCACUCAGACAUGGAGAAAGUUGUUAUCGUAACCGGAGCUAACAGUGGAAUCGGACUGGCCCUGUGUGAGCGGCUGCUCACAGAAGACAGCCACGUCCGGCUCUGUCUGGCCUGCAGAAACUUGGAGCGGGCGGGGGCCGCCCGCGCCGCUCUGCUGGCGUCUCACAGCACCGCCUGUGUAGAGCUACUGAAGCUGGACGUUGGCUCAAUGCAGUCAGUGCUCAGCGCUGCAGAGGAGAUCAAGUCCAGGUACAACCGUAUCGAUUUUAUGUAUCUAAAUGCAGGAAUUAUGCCUAAUCCAGCAGUUGACAUCAGAGCAUUUUUCAAAGGUCUCUUCUCCAGGAAUGUCAUCAACAUGUUUGCGACAGCAGAAGGUCUCCUAACCCAGCAGGACCGACUCAACUCAGAUGGCCUUCAGGAAGUGUUUGCCACUAACCUGUUUGGUUAUUUUCUCCUGAUCAGGGAGCUGGAGCCUCUGCUGUGUCAGCCGGGUCACACCUCCAGGUUGGUGUGGACGUCCUCCAGUAACGCCCGGCGCUCGGCUUUCAGCAUCGAGGACAUCCAGCACAGACGAGGGAAGGAGCCCUACAGCUCCUCCAAAUAUGCUUCAGAUAUGCUCAGUUUGGCGCUCAACAAGCACAAGAACCAGCAGGGCCUGUUCUCCUCUGUGAUCUGUCCAGGCCUGGUGAUGACGAACUUGACCUACGGGAUCCUUCCCUCCUUCUUCUGGACUCUCAUCAUGCCCAUAAUGUGGCUGAUUCGUAUUUUCACCAAUACCUUCACGCUGACGCCGUAUAAUGGAGCUGAGGCCCUGCACUGGCUGUUCCUUCAAAAGCCCGAGUCUCUGGAUCCAAGAGCAAAGUAUCACAGCCUGACAUCCGGACUAGGGAAAAACUACACUGAACCCCGCAGGAUGGACCUUGACGAUGAAAUGACAGAGGUCUUCUAUUCAAAGCUUGUUGAGCUGGAGAAAGCAGUCAGAAGACAGCAGAGGGAGAGAACAGCCGACAGCAAACAUUAUCAGCAGUAUCUCAAUGAGAUACAGUAGUUUUUCCUCUGUGGAAAUGUUAAUGUAACGACUGCUUUUAGCUCUCUUUGCCAGAUCAAACAGGAAAAGAUUUUAUAUUUUCUGUAGAUUGAACUUCCUUCAACUCAUCAAAAUGUGCAGAAAUAAAUUCAUAUUGUUUUUCUCAAA